Hippocampus zosterae (dwarf seahorse) is the source of this 1829-nucleotide messenger RNA. It is a transcript of the gene manea, whose product is annotated as mannosidase, endo-alpha. Lineage: Eukaryota; Metazoa; Chordata; Actinopteri; Syngnathiformes; Syngnathidae. Gene Ontology annotation, cellular component: Golgi apparatus. The transcript has 5 exons. The coding region runs from base 274 to 1593 and encodes 439 amino acids. The record is from RefSeq and is a predicted model, not a curated record. Gene Ontology annotation, molecular function: alpha-mannosidase activity.
UAUUAUAUCUGGGAUGCCAAUCCGAGGUGAAGUGUAUGUCCGGGUGUUAUUGCAACAAAUAAAAAUAAAAGACCUUUAUGAGCUAAGAAAUGUAAUUGGUAAUGGACUAUUUCAAAAGUUUAUCUCGUCAAGAGUUACGCCAGGAGGAAAGAGGCGAGAUACGGAACAUGCUGUGGCGUAACCGUCGUCUUCUUGUGCCUUCACGGCUGCGGUGACUCAAGUUCAAUGUAGCUCUGCCAUUCCCACAAUGAACUGUAGCACUUUUAGUGAAGAAUGCCCCGGUUCCGACGUAAGUCAUGUGUGGCAUUGUUGGCUCUUGCCCUGCUGGUGCUCAUUGUGACCUUAGCGCUUAAGUCGCUCGCCCCGGAAGACACGGCAUUCACCGACGGGAAGGAAAGCUCCCCGUACAGGAAACACGACGCAAAGAACACCGAGGUCCAACGUGAGCCGCCCAGGAUGAGCAAAGCUGCCCGGAUGGAACCGGACGAAAAAUUGAUGGCCAUGCUGAGCAAGUUCCCUCCACCAAACUACUACCUCCACGCCUUCUACUACAUCUGGUAUGGCAACCCCAGCUUUGACGGCAAGUACAUCCACUGGGACCACCCGCGGCUGCCCCACUGGGACCCCAAGGUGGCUCAGAGGUAUCCGCAAGACAGGCACAGCCCGCCCGAAGACAUUGGGGCCAACUUCUAUCCGGCACUGGGGCCUUACAGCUCCAGGGACCCGGCUGUCAUGGAAGCGCACAUGCAGCAGCUGCGUAUGGCGGCCAUUGGUGUCAUCGCCGUUUCCUGGUACCCGGCUGACACCAAGGAUGACAACGGCGAGCCCAUUGACGACAUCGUGCCUCUGCUGCUGGAUGUGGCCCAGCGCUACUCGAUUAAGGUGGCUUUCCACAUCGAGCCAUACAAAGGGAGAGAUGAAGUCAACAUGUACGCCAACAUCAAAUACAUCAUUGACAAGUACGGCGAUCACCCGGCCUUCUUCCGGUACCGCACGGACACGGGGAAGCUCCUCCCCCUGUUUUACGUGUACGACUCGUACCUGCUGAACACGGAGCAGUGGGCCCGCCUGCUGCGUCACACGGAGAGCGGCAGCAUCCGCGACACCCCGCACGACGCCAUCUUCCUGGCCCUGCUGGUUGAGAAGAGCCAGCAGCGCGAGGUGCUGAGCGCCGGCUUCGACGGCGUCUACACCUACUUCGCCACCAACGGCUUCACCUUCGGCUCCACGCAACGCAACUGGGAGGCCGUGCGCGCCUUCUGCAAUGACAACGGCCUCCUCUUCGUCCCGAGCGUGGGGCCGGGCUACGUGGACACCGGCGUGCGCCCGUGGAACUUCCAGAACACCAGGAACCGCAUCAACGGCAAGUAUUACGAGACCUCGCUGAGCGCCGCGCUGGAAGCCAAGCCCGACUUUCUUUCCAUCACAUCCUUCAACGAGUGGCACGAGGGCACGCAGAUCGAGACGGCCGUGCCCAAAAGCAGCCCGACUCUCUAUCUGGACUAUUUGCCCAACAAGCCCACCAUCUACUUGGAGAUUACGCGGAAGUGGGCCGCCAUAUUUGGCGGUGAGCGCGGGAGACGGCGUGAGUGAUCUGUCUGGAAUUUCACUGAUGGCAGUAUGCAAAUGAAGAACAUCUUUCCAUUGACUGCGAUUUUUGUGUGUGGGGGGGAGUGGGGGUUGGAGACAGGGUUCAAGCCGUAAAAGUGGUAUCUAAUUGGGUCUAAAUGCCACAAGGUGAAGCCAUAGCUCUUGAAACGGAACAAUCAUAAAGCAACAACACCACGCAUCAAGAUUGUACACAAUUGUGAACACACUGUAUUGACUAG